UUGCAUAGGUUUUACCACACAAUCUUUGUUUUAUUUGUAUGUUAUUAGUUCAAAGAAUUGGUGAGAGGCUACCAUGCGGAGGCGGAGUGGGCAGAUAAAUGCCAUGUCCCAACAUUCGAUGAGUAUGUGCGCAAUGGAUUAGCCACAAGUGCUUAUGGGGUAAUUAUGGCAGCAUCCUUCCUUGGAAUGGAAGAAGUUGCAGGAGGGGAGGAGUAUGAAUGGCUAAAAGUAAUCCAAAAAUUAUUAAAGCUGGAAAGAUGAUCGGUCGUUUGAUGAAUGACAUUGUGGGCCACGAGGAUGAACAAAAGAGAGGAGACUGCGCAUCCGGUGUUGAAUGCUAUAUGAAACAAUAUGAUGCAUGGGAGAAGAAAGCAAUUGAAGAGAUACAAAAGAUGGACGUUAAUGCGUGGAAGGAUAUCAAUGAAGAUUGCAUGAGGCCAACUAAUGCUCCAAUGCCUCUCCUUCAACAUUUUGUUAAUCUUAUUCGAGUUACAGAUGUUAUUUAUGGGAAUGAUGACGAUGCCUACACAAUUCCAUCAAGUUUAAAAGAUUAUGUCACUUUAUUAUAUAUUGAGCAAGUGCCUCUGUAUGAAUAAUGGUGUAGAAUUCGUACUUUGAGCUCAUGGUGGAACG
Molecule: messenger RNA, 633 nt
Organism: Populus trichocarpa (black cottonwood)
Lineage: Eukaryota; Viridiplantae; Streptophyta; Magnoliopsida; Malpighiales; Salicaceae
Product: probable terpene synthase 6
Exons: 2
Coding region: 219-596 (125 amino acids)
Molecular function (GO): magnesium ion binding; terpene synthase activity
Source: RefSeq, a predicted model, not a curated record